AUGGCCGCAACCUGGCACCGCAUAGGCGAAGCAGCAAAGAAAUCACUCUCUCGCAUUUCUCCUCCGCCGGACUUGAGUCAACCGGAUAUGGAUCAUUUUUACACGCAUCCGAUAGAAUUCCUAAAAUCGAUAUCCGAAGGCGCUCAAUUUUGCUCGAUGGUUUUCUCUCUGGCAAAAAUACUCAUAUCACAGUACGAUCCCUCGAAAUUGGCCUCCGGUGUCAUAUUCAAUGCUUCGCAAGAUUAUCAAGACGCGGUCUCUUCGCUCCUUAAGAGAGGUGUGAAGAGGUUUUUGUGCGAUUUUAAAGAAGGACAUAUCUACUUUAGAAGUCUUUUGGUGAUAGAUCAUGUUUUAACGGGCGCAAGUAUUUUAAAACCCGAGCCUACACCUAGCAUCUGGUCCUCUUAUGAAAUCAAACCAGUCAAGGCGGUGAAGUGGCAAAUCGAAAAUCACAAAUUUCCCGAGAGGGCUGGCCCUUCUUUUGUCGGUAUCACGGUGGUGGAUAUUGGCUUCUCGUCGGCGCUUGCUAUUAGGGUAGUCCUCGUAGUCUCUGAUGAGAUUUUCGAUAUAUUGUGUAUGGAUCCGGAGAAACCAAUCCUUACGGCCAAAGGUUAUAUUGGUGACGUGGGAACACACAGCGAGGAAGCGAACAGGCGAUUAUUCGAUGGUUUGGGCUUGACAGAGAUCUUUGAAAGAGAUGAAAGAGUCUACUCUUUAUGUAGGAUGCCUCGACCUAUUCACUAUAGCGUGGAAAAACCAUUAGCACAUGGUUCCAAUAUCAGCAGAACGGGAGCCAAUGAAAGAGGGAGCGUUGGGAUAUUUAUGAGACCUACCUCAGACGCUGGAUUCGGGUAUUGUUUAACCGCAGGCCAUAUUGCGAUCAAUUCAGAGGAUAAAAAUGACCAGUCGGGUUCAAAAAUCCAAACUCUAAGUGGCUUGGACAUCCUUCGGUGGUAUGCGGUUGUGUCUAGCGAAAGCAAAAAUGUUACAACCGAAUGCCCUGAAGAUAAAGAAAAGGUUAUAGAUUCCUGGAAUAGAACAGUGAAAAAGAAAGAGUUUGGAGACAUUGGGAGUGUCGCUGCAUAUGGAGUUGGUACGGAUCCCGGUGGUUGGGUGGAGGAUUGGGCACUGGCUCUAAGGAAUAAGAGGAGGAAUAGUGAAUGCUUUUCUCCGCCAGCAAAGCUCGAACUCAUCUUGCCGAUCGGCGAUAAACCAUUCUGUGCCGGCGGAGACUCUGGAGCCGCUGUUUUUCGCGUUGUGCAAGAGCGGCUAAGUUGGUGCGGUAUGCUGGUCGGAAUUGGCAAUUUGGAGGGCGCAAUGAAUAUACCUGGCGGUGCAGGAUUGAUGGUACCGCAAGCUGUGGUGUUGAAACAGAUGAAAGAUAAGACCGGAAUCGAUUGGGUAGUGUCCGAUCGAGGGGGAAAGAUAUUGAAUUGA
Molecule: messenger RNA, 1437 nt
Organism: Morchella sextelata
Lineage: Eukaryota; Fungi; Ascomycota; Pezizomycetes; Pezizales; Morchellaceae
Exons: 6
Coding region: 1-1437 (478 amino acids)
Source: RefSeq, a predicted model, not a curated record